Messenger RNA from Rhodofomes roseus, 1483 nucleotides. RefSeq lists its product as uncharacterized. The record is from RefSeq and is a predicted model, not a curated record. The coding region runs from base 100 to 1293 and encodes 397 amino acids. The transcript is spliced from 3 exons. NCBI's taxonomy places the organism in Eukaryota, Fungi, Basidiomycota, Agaricomycetes, Polyporales, Fomitopsidaceae.
CGUCACGGUCAGGAUGUCGCCCACCAGCCCGACGCCCCACCGCCUAUAUAGCCCUUCCGCAUCCGCGUCCCUGCCCCCAUAUAAACACCACCGCCCGCCAUGUCUGCCCAAGACUUCCCCGCACCGACCCCAUCGAGCGAACACAGCGUAUACUUCGACGCACCCAUCAUGCACUUCUUCUCUCGCAACAAGGACGACAAACCAUCCGACGAGCCCACACAGGCUGCGGACACAAACGUCUCGCAAACAAACGUCCCGCAACAGGAUGCUGAUCGCCAGCCGUCGGUGGCGAUUGCCCCUGACCCGGUCGUGAAUCGUUACCACGAGAACCUCCACGAAGACGAGGAGCAGCGGAACGACGACCAGAAGCCGACGGGGGCUAAGCUGUCUGCCAUCUCCACGGGCACCGACAAGCGUGCGAGCAGCCCGCCGUCGGACUCGGGCUAUGGCUCGUCCUCGCCCCCAACGACGACGCGCCCGCCCGAGCGCUCUGCCUCCCGCGCUUCGCGCUCCAGCCUCAAGCCCGUCCCCGUCGUGUGGAAGAACGGGCAACCCGACGCCGCAGGGCACCCCGACACCGACGAGGACACAUACGGCGACUCGGGGCUCGACCGCCGUGCUCGCCGCGCGGCCUCCAUGCGCUCAUUCCGCACGUCUACCACCCGUCGUGAUCGUGACGGCUAUGACCAGGAGAGCAUCCGGAGCGGGGCUGCCUCGCGCUAUUCCGAGCGCCGCCGCCGUGUCAGCUUGAGUGGGGGUAGCUUCUCCGGUGGCGCAGGCACCAUCGGUCCGGGAACGACUCCCGGUCGAGACGACACCGAGUCGUUCUUGGCAAGAGCAAGGACCGCCGAAGCAGAGCUCACACCCAAGCAAAAGUCCAAGAUCGAGAAGUCGUCAGCUAAGGAAGGUAAACGCCUCUCCAAAGUACUCAAGUCUGAGGCCAAGGCGGAAGCCAAAGCGAUCGAGCAGGCAAUCCGUGAGCUCGCCGACAUCCAGAAGAUGCAGAAGGCCUCCCUGAAAGAGGAGAGCCGCGCGGUCGCGACGCACGCAAAGGCGCUGCGCACUUUCCACAAGGAGGAGCAGGAGUACCUCGCUGCACGCGCGCGAUACGAGAAGGCGCAGGCUGAGCUCGGAGCGGUGGAGGACGGAAGGGAUGCGGCGCGUGAACAUGCGCGGGAGAUUACGGAUAUGAUGCAGGAGAAGAGCAGGGAGAUCGACUGGUUGAGGGCGCAGAAGGCUGCAGACGACCGUGAACGGCAGGCGAAGCUCGUUCAAUUGACGGGCAAGUCAUAGUGGGAAUAUCCCUAGUGUUCCAAAUUUGCCUCGAAGUCAGCACGUAUUUCAUCAUAUCAGCGGAUACCCAUCAUUUGCUUUUGGAUCUAUAGCAUGUAUACUGUAUCUUGUCAAUGACCGGUUCCAAUUAUCGAAACUGAGUCAUUUUGAAUAAAGCCUGUGGUGACUAUUAGUAUGCUCAAGUCUCGCG